Fonsecaea nubica is the source of this 2928-nucleotide messenger RNA. RefSeq lists its product as hypothetical. Gene Ontology annotation, cellular component: plasma membrane; intracellular membrane-bounded organelle; cytosol. The transcript has 2 exons. NCBI's taxonomy places the organism in Eukaryota, Fungi, Ascomycota, Eurotiomycetes, Chaetothyriales, Herpotrichiellaceae. Gene Ontology annotation, biological process: ER to Golgi ceramide transport; maintenance of cell polarity; piecemeal microautophagy of the nucleus. The coding region runs from base 1 to 2928 and encodes 975 amino acids. The record is from RefSeq and is a predicted model, not a curated record. Gene Ontology annotation, molecular function: sterol binding.
AUGGCUGGCCUCGAGCAGAUCGAGGUGCAUUCCAGGAACUACCUGGUGCGCUGGGUCAAUGUCAAACAAGAGCAUACUAUCUCCUGGACGGUUCAACCUCACAAGAAAUCCAUCAAUCUCGGCCUAUUCAAGCACCCCGGACCGCUCUCGAACCUGCAUUCCGCUUCCUCUACCUCCUUAGCACCUCCUUCUCCCGUCAAUGCACCAGUCGAUGAGGACAAAGAUAAAUCAGAAACGCAGUCCACCGCAAUCGAGAAGCUGACGAGCAUUGGGUUGAAAGUGGUGCGAUGGAUAGGCAAAUGUGAAGCCGACAAGGUGUCGCAAGGAAAACACGAUGUCCGUCUCGGUGAGGGAGGGAACUAUGCCUUGGUCUUCGACAACACAUUCUCCAAGAACAUCUCUAAGACGGCGACAACCUUCCUCCUCACCUAUCCCACUGUGUGUCAAUCGCAGAUUCAGUUCGGGGCGCAAUUGCACCACCCACAGUCAAUGGCUACCGCCAUGGCCAUCGCCAACACUUCAUCCCAGCUAUUCAAAAGAAGUCCUAAACUAAAAGCUAGGGACAAAGAAUCCGUCGACUCCCUGAGACAGGCUUCUAUUAGCCAGUCUGCAGGAGGCAGCAUUGGUCCAGUUUCGGAGGAAACAAAGCUUGCAGAAGACUCUACAUCGAUCCAUACUGGGGUAUUGCAGAAAUUGAGGCGCAAAAAGCAUCAGGGGUAUGCACGGAGGUUUUUUUGCCUAGACUACACCUCUUCAACUCUGUCCUACUACCGCGACCGUAACUCUUCGGCUCUACGAGGUGCCAUUCCCCUUUCUCUUGCUGCCAUUGCAGCCAACAGCAAAACCCGGGAGAUCUCGAUCGAUUCCGGGGCCGAACUCUGGCAUCUGAAGGCCAACAACGACGCAGAUUUUGAAGCAUGGAAGCAGGCUUUGGAGACCGCCACCCGACUCAUGCUAGAGGCCAAGUCGCCAGUCGACAACCUACGCCUGGAUACAAGCGAGCGCCACGAGGGCGAAAAGUCCACAUUUGAGGAUCAAGAAUGGGCGAGGCUGGAGACUCUGCUCAGCAGAAUUUCAGGCACUCGGGAUGCCGUACGCCGAUUGUGUUUAGAUACAUUGGCUCAACCAGUGCCACUACCUUCACCGAAACUCGGCGCGACUUCUACCAGUACCACGCCUACAGAGGGGCCAAAUGGAGAUGACUACUUCAGGCAAGACGAGAGACGGCCAUUUUGGAAGCGCAAGGUCAGUAUGACUAACACCCAGGCCAACAUCUUCAAGCGCAGUGUUUCCGCCCAGCUCGCUGUUCCGCUGCCGGGCGUUGAGCCGAUCCUGCGCAAUGGGACGCCGCCACCGCCUCCUUCGGCGCCUUCCACGUCGCGGCCAGUCAUCCAUCAUGAGGAAAGCAUGUAUGACCAUUGCCGAGCGUUACUCCAUGAUCUAGACGCGGUAGUCAGCGAGUUUUCUCUAUUGAUCGCGGAGAGCAAAGUCCGGCGUACGACUCCCCCAAAGUCGGCGGUUUCACGACUAAGCCUCCAGACCGUUGACUCGCAGGAGUAUUUUGACGCAGAAGACCAUCGACAUGUGCUCGAUAUCCACAGCGAUACAGAUCACGAGGCUGAAACAGCUGAGGAAGACGGAGGCUCCGCAACCAGCAGCGACGUUGGCGAAGACUCGAUUCCUGGACUGAGGCGCCGAUCAGGAAGCGUGUCUUCCUAUCUUCCUCCUCGAGCGAGGUCUUUAGCCCCGCUGCCGUUGGAUCCAGUUCCUCGACGGGACAACAUAGCAGCGCCAACGAUUAUGCCGCCGAGUCUGAUAGGCUUCCUUCGAAAGAAUGUGGGCAAAGACUUGUCGACGAUUUCGAUGCCCGUGUCGGCCAACGAACCCUUAUCCCUGUUGCAGCGUGCAGCGGAGCAACUGGAAUACUCACAGUUGCUGGAUAGCGCGAUCCGCUGCAGUGACGGGUUUGAGCGACUGAUGUAUGUGGCAGCAUUUGCCAUCUCAUCACUGUCGAAUGCGCGAGUCAAGGAACGAUCUAUCCGCAAGCCGUUCAACCCGAUGCUUGGCGAGACGUUUGAGCUGGUGCGCGAAGACCGUGGCUUCCGCUUGAUUUCGGAGAAGGUGUCGCAUCGUCCUGUGCAGCUUGCACUGCACGCUGAGUCGGAGCAUUGGACCUUCACACAGUCACCUAUGCCGUCGCAAAAGUUCUGGGGCAAGUCAUCGGAGAUCAUCAACGAAGGGAAGGCCCGACUGGUGCUUCACAGCACGGGCGAAGCAUUCAGCUGGUCGGCGGCUACGUGCUUCCUACGCAACAUCAUCGCGGGGGAGAAAUACGUCGAACCUACUGGGACCAUGACCAUUUACAAUGAGUCUGCUGGUCACAAGGCGGUGGUGUCAUUCAAAGCCAAAGGCAUGUUCUCGGGUCGCAGCGAAGACGUCGAAGUGCAAACCAUCGACGCGCAGGGCCAGGAAUUGUCUAUGGGCUUGAGCGGGACAUGGACCAACUCACUGCAGCUGAAAGAGCCGGGCAAACUGGGCCAGCGGUCCACCAUCUGGUCCGUGGGCCCGUUGGUGGAGAAUGCGCCUAAGCAUUACGGCAUGACGCUCUUUGCGGCUCAGCUAAAUGAAGUGACGCCGGUGGAACGAGGAAAGCUACCGCCCACCGAUAGUCGUCUCCGACCCGACCAGGUGGCAUUGGAAAACGGAGACCACGAGACGGCGGAACACCUGAAGAAUCAGCUGGAGGAGGCACAACGGGCACGGAGGAGGGAGAUGGAAGAGAGCGGCGAAGAGUGGAAACCGCGGUGGUUCUCGAGGGUGGAACUGGGCGACGAGGUAGUGUGGAGGUUACGGACGGGCAAAGAGGGAUACUGGGAGGAACGAAGUCGGGGAGAAUGGACAGGGGUGGUGCCGGUGCUACAAGUAUAG